ACCGGAAGUACGAUUAUACAAUAGCGAUCCUGGCGGUGGCUUUUCCAGUUGAAUUUUCUUUUUCAUCGUAACGUGUGUGGUGUGCGUGUGACUGUGGUCUCGCCAAACCUCAUUUUUCAAGCAAGCCGCAUUUCGGUCGCAUCCUCUUUAGAGAACUACAAUAAGCAGCAAUGGGCGUGGAUGUAGAAGUCAUCUCUCCCGGGGACGGACAAACCUACCCGAAAACCGGACAAACCGUCGUCGUUCAUUACACAGGCACUUUGGAGAAUGGAAAGCAAUUUGAUUCCAGCAGAGAUCGUAGCACUCCUUUCAAGUUCAGAAUUGGCAAGGGUGAAGUCAUCAAAGGCUGGGAUCAAGGAGUAGCACAAAUGUGCGUCGGCCAACGAGCCCGACUCACCUGCUCGCCCGAUUUUGCUUACGGCAGUCGAGGCCAUCCUGGAAUUAUCCCGCCAAAUGCUACUCUCAUCUUCGACGUAGAGCUGCUGAAGGUUCAGCCAUGAGAGUUCUGAGCGAGCAUCCCUUCAAACUGACCAAACUACGUGCAUUUAAAACAAACAAACAAGAAACAAAGAGAUAAAAAACCCAAGAAUCGCUUUUGAUGAAUUCAUUUUCGAGUGACUAAAAAUCAUUGGUUAUCGUUAAUCACUAAAAUACGGCACAAUGUACACAUGAAAACUUGAUUCAAUCGCUCGUUCUUUAAUUAUAUAUACAAAAUAAUGUUGAACAAGCAAAGAAACAAAAACCAAUGAAACUAAAGAAAUUUUCAAAACCCUCUCUGUCACGGGAACAUUUUUCAAUAUUGAUGUCAAAUUUAAGGCGCCAAUUUUUUAAACUAUAUUCUACUUCUCGAUAUUUAUAUAUAUAUAAAUCCACAACUCGAAAUUACACUACACCAUGUAUCUCUACUACGUGUUGAACUUGUAAAAUGUUUGUUUUUCAUUUUUUUUAAUAACCCACUGAGCGAUUGAAUUACAGCAAUGAUUAAAUAUCAAAAACACAA
Venturia canescens is the source of this 1000-nucleotide messenger RNA. It is a transcript of the gene Fkbp12, whose product is annotated as peptidyl-prolyl cis-trans isomerase Fkbp12. Gene Ontology annotation, cellular component: sarcoplasmic reticulum membrane; cytoplasm. Gene Ontology annotation, biological process: protein peptidyl-prolyl isomerization. Gene Ontology annotation, molecular function: peptidyl-prolyl cis-trans isomerase activity. Bases 171 to 500 code for a protein of 109 amino acids. The record is from RefSeq and is a predicted model, not a curated record. NCBI's taxonomy places the organism in Eukaryota, Metazoa, Arthropoda, Insecta, Hymenoptera, Ichneumonidae. The transcript is spliced from 5 exons.